Molecule: messenger RNA, 4375 nt
Organism: Diatraea saccharalis (sugarcane borer)
Lineage: Eukaryota; Metazoa; Arthropoda; Insecta; Lepidoptera; Crambidae
Source: the annotation of a GenBank genome assembly
AGGUUAAAGUUAUGCUCAGGGUUGGCGCGCCAGGCGAGGGCCCGUUCACCAGUGGCUCUCAGACGUUCUCACUGGACAAGCGCAAGAAACAAGUGAGCCUCUGCGAGAACGCGCCUGCCGCUGCCAGCGCACCUGAAGACAGAAGGGUGGGGGUGGCCGCGCCGAAGAUGUUCGCCUUCGAUGCAAUAUUCUCACAGGACGAUUCUCAGACUGAAAUAUGUUCGAGCGCCCUCACUGACGUCAUCCACGCCGUCAUAAACGGAACAGACGGUUGCCUCUUCUGCUUUGGACACGCAGGACUAGGUAAAUCCUACACUAUGAUGGGGCGACCAGACUCCACAGCAGCGUUAGGCGCGAUACCAUGCGCCAUAUCGUGGCUGUUCCGAGGCAUAGCCGAACAGAGGCACAAAUGUGGCACCCGCUUCUCAGUCAGGGUGUCAGCCGUGGAAUUGUGCACCAACACCAAUCAAAUCAGAGAUUUACUGGCGCCGUAUCAGAACGACUCAGAACAGUCCCCUGGAGUAUAUCUCCGUGACGAUCCACUGUUUGGAACGCACUUGCAAAAUCAAGCGGAACUACGCGUACACAGCCCUGAGAAAGCAGCUUUCUACUUGGAUGCAGCUCUGACUACGCGUGGUGCCCGAGAAGAAGGAAAAGACAGCCAUCUACUGUACACCCUACACGUGUAUCAAUACAGCGUCGGAGGAAAAGGCGCUGUCGCUGGAGGGCGCAGCCGGUUACAUCUCAUAGACCUGGGGAAUUCUGAACGAGGAAAAACCAACGGAGGAAUUCCAUUAUCCGGCUUAGGAAAUAUUCUAUUAGCUAUAUUUAACGGCCAAAGGCACUUACCGUACAGAGAUCAUAAUCUCACACACGUGCUGAAAGAAUGUCUUGGCUCAUUAACGUGUCACACUGCUAUGAUUGUGCAUGUAUCGCCUAACGUACAAAAUUAUUCUGACACAUUAACUACCUUACAAUUAGCUUCAAGAAUACAUAGAUUAAGGCGACGAAAAGUAAAAUAUUCUUCAAACAACAAUGCGGGGUCGGGAGGUAGUUCUGGCGAAGAUGCAUCCAAACCUAGUAGCAGUGAACCAGACCCGUCUAGUAGUGAUCUUUCUGCUGAUACGGUUAUUUAUGUAGGUCCGUUGGACGAUGCUACAGAUGGAGAACAUCCACCCGUUUAUAUACCACAUAUCAAUUCUGGUGAUAACAGAUGUGUUUUAAGUAAAGCAUUAAGAGGUUCCGCUGCUGAACAAAGGCAUAAAUCGUCAUUAUCAAAAGUUGUUGAAGAAAAAAGUCCUAUACAUAAACCACAUGCAUCGCCUAAAGCAUCACCUUUAAAAACUGCAAUACCAAGUAUAAACACACAAAAAUCUUCACCUAUUCAUUCUUCCACUCCGAAGGCCACUCCUACGAAAAAACCUUGUCAAAAACAAUUUUCUGAAGAAGGUAAAGGCACUAGUGAUGAACAGUGGAUCGACGGACCGAGAAUAUCAAAAUCUAAAUUAGUUGAAGCGCGUCACAUAAUUAAAGAGCCACAAUGUAAAAAACGUGAGACAUGGAUUGAUGGUCCUAUGCAAGAGACCAAACAUCCUCUACAAUUUGAUCCUUCGAUUCAAUCAAAUACAGUACCCCUUCAAAUCAGUAUCUUAAGUACCCAAGGAAAUGAAAAUAUUGGUUAUGGUUAUAUGGAUAGCCACAAGAAAAAUAUGAUACGAAAGUGGGUUGAAAAUCAAACAUCACAAAUACACAGGUCAAGACACAAUUCACCUAGUCACAAAGCUAGUGUCUCUAAUAAAGAUCCUAUCUUACGAAUGUCAGAAGAAGAAAUAAUGGCGUUAAGAUUAGAGCCUAUGAUGAGAGACGCAGUUAGGAAAAUACACGUUGAGGAAUCUACUAUAAGAACAGGGCUAAAAGCUGGUUCCAAAGGUAUAGCUAUUGAAGAAGAAAAUAUAGGUCCACCUAUAAAUGAUUCAAACUCAUUAUUGAAAAGAGGAAAUGCCUCUAAACCUUCCACCAAAACUGAACCGGAAGAAGAUGAUGAUAGUGAAGAAUCUGCUGAAAUUCCCCCAGCAUUGCCAAUAAUGCAGCCUAGUAGUUUAAAUAGUAGAGAAGUGUCAAUGGAAAGCUUAGAUAGCAAAUAUAAAGAAAGAUUAAGAAUGAACGAUGAAUUAGUUUCGAAUCACAGCCGAGAUAUUGACGCUCAAGGUAUGAGUAAAGGUCCAAUGGAUGAUGAAGAUGAAAUUUUAGAAAUAAUUGAAGUAGAAGAACCAUUAGAACCAGUCCCAAUGCAGGAUUCUUGUCUUCAGGUUACAGAAGAAGACAUAGCUUUUUGCAUGGGAUUUUCAGAAAAUCCCUUGCCUGAAGUCGAUCAAGAAGACUGUGACGAUCAUCCUCUCAGAAUUUUAAGUCAAGAAAAUUUAACAGUAGCAUCCACAUUUACUGAUACUUUAUCUUUGUACAGUGAAGUUGAACGGCAAAUUAGAAAUGAAGCAUAUCUUAGACAAACAAUGGGAUUUUAUGUCGAGAACUUUAGUUGCGAACCUAUUGGUGAUAUUAAUCCACACCAAAGUUUACAGUCAUCUAGAUCAAGAAUUGACGAAAUUAUAGGUUUAGCAGAAUUAUAUGGUUCUCGUCGAAUAUUAGAUAAUAAUCACUCACCAAUAUCAAGAGUAAUUGCGCCACAAUUUCAAUCGUUAUCUCUAUCUAAUGUUCGUGAUACUGAAGAAUAUCAUGGUGAUGGAUCAGUUUAUAGUGAACCUGCAUACAGACCGAGUGACAAAAUUUGUGAUAGUUGCAGAAGGUCUAUGUCCAGGCCAGGAAGUGCGGUAGGAGACUGUGCAUAUCAAGAUUUGGAUGUUACUCAUAAUGAUUGCUAUGGACCGUUUGAAAGAUACAGGGGAAAUGACAUUACCGAUGCAAGAAUAGCAUCUUUAAGACAUCCAGAUGGAGCAUCUGAUCCGAAUUUACGGGAAGAAAGAAGAAUGCCGGGUAGCGGAGCACCGUCUGCGACUACUUUUCAAGAUUUAAAAUCAAAUUUACACCUUGAAGUAACGCCACCUGUUGUAACUACUGAACCACGAUUAGACAAAAGUGAAAAGAGUGACAGAGGUAUAGCACGUGUUGUAGCGAGUACUAAGCCAGAUGGUUAUGACAGUGGUCAUGAGUCUACUCCACGGACAGGAAAACAUAGUCCAGCUGCAACUUCUCGACGUGCUGAAUCAGGAUACGACUCCGUUCCAAGAGAUUCCGAUGCAUCAUCUUUAGAUUCGUAUCCAACGAGACGGGCGGCGGUUGCAAGAGCACACGCAAAGAAACAUACGACCGCUAAAUACAAACAACACAGCGAUCGAUCUUUUUGCUCUUGGUUAAGAAACCCUUUCACGUGUAAAUAUGCUGAUACAGACCCUGAAAUUAGCGACUUUUAACAUAACUGUUUAUAUCACAACAAAAUGUUUUACUCUUUGUAAAAUUUUAACUAAUGUUUACGUAUCAUUAAGCUACGUUACCGAAUUUAAUCUGGAGACUGUUUUUGUACUCUAGAUAUACUCGUAUUUAUAAUAGCUUUGGCACUUAUCCAAUGAGGUUACCACUGUAUUUUUCUAAACAUAAAGAAGGCUUCUAUCUAGCUCCAGUGCUCUAAAUAUUAAUGUAACUUAGUAAUAUUAGAUAAACUUGACAGUUAUGUAAAUAUUAAAAGUGUUAUGCAACGAACCUCAAAGUAUUGUGUUAUAAUGUCUGUAACUCUUGCUCAUUUUGUACUUUUAUACUAUCACAAAAGAACAUAAUUUUCUGUAGUUUUGUAAGAGUAUACCGUCAGUAGCGAUGUUGUCAUUGCUUUUAUGAGAACCCCUAAAAUCAAGAUGAAGAGUCUUCCUCCGUCUUCCCUACCUUUUCUACGCCAUAUCGUUGAAUAAUCGCUAUAUUUUCUAUGAUCUAUCAAAAUUUCACUAACCUCAUUAACUGGAGUUAUCCCCUCGCAAUCUCUUUUUGAAUAAAUAUAGUAAAUACCUAGUUUGAUUUCAUUUUUUAUACCAAUUGUAAUUCCGAAAGAGAUUGUGGUGAUAAUGUAAUAAUAUUAUUGACUAAAACUUGUUUUAGUACUAAGACUGUUGUCCCAUUGGCCAUGUGUUAUAUAGCUUUAAUAUUUUGAUAUUGUAUCUAUAAAACGUUCACUAUUUCGAUAUCGGCCUGUCCGUUUUGUAUAUAUAAUAAAAUGACACCCGUUUGCAAUCAUUACGGCUUUAUGAAAUGUUGGUGACUCGGUUAUCGCUUUAUAUUAUCGAUGUUCUGUUAUUAUACGAUUAAUAUUAUAAAUAUAUAUCCAAAAUUUUACUAUGCGUUCGUAUUAGUUCACAAUAAAUUGUUCAAUUUC